Molecule: messenger RNA, 1169 nt
Organism: Eurypyga helias (sunbittern)
Lineage: Eukaryota; Metazoa; Chordata; Aves; Eurypygiformes; Eurypygidae
Gene: GTF2B
Product: general transcription factor IIB
Exons: 5
Biological process (GO): transcription preinitiation complex assembly; transcription initiation at RNA polymerase II promoter
Cellular component (GO): transcription preinitiation complex; nucleus
Molecular function (GO): TBP-class protein binding; RNA polymerase II general transcription initiation factor activity
Source: RefSeq, a predicted model, not a curated record
GUGACCGAGUCAUAGACGUAGGGUCAGAGUGGAGAACUUUCAGCAACGACAAAGCAACAAAAGAUCCAUCUCGAGUCGGGGACACCCAGAAUCCUUUGUUGAGCAAUGGCGACCUGAGUACGAUGAUUGGCAAGGGCACAGGUGCGGCAAGUUUUGAUGAAUUUGGGAAUUCUAAGUACCAGAAUCGCAGAACGAUGAGCAGCUCGGACCGUGCAAUGAUGAAUGCUUUUAAGGAAAUCACCAACAUGGCAGACAGAAUCAACCUCCCUAGAAAUAUAGUUGAUCGAACAAAUAAUUUAUUCAAGCAAGUGUACGAGCAAAAGAGCCUGAAGGGAAGGAGUAAUGAUGCUAUUGCUUCUGCUUGUCUCUACAUAGCCUGUAGGCAAGAGGGUGUUCCAAGAACAUUUAAAGAAAUAUGUGCGGUGUCCAGGAUUUCAAAGAAGGAAAUAGGUCGGUGCUUUAAACUUAUUUUGAAAGCUCUCGAAACCAGUGUUGAUUUGAUUACAACUGGAGACUUCAUGUCAAGAUUCUGUUCCAAUCUGGGUCUUCCCAAACAAGUACAAAUGGCAGCAACACACAUUGCCCGUAAAGCUGUGGAAUUGGAUUUGGUUCCUGGGAGAAGCCCUAUCUCCGUAGCAGCUGCAGCUAUUUAUAUGGCAUCGCAGGCCUCUGCAGAGAAAAGGACACAAAAAGAAAUUGGUGAUAUCGCUGGCGUGGCCGACGUUACGAUUAGACAGUCGUACAGGCUGAUCUAUCCUCGAGCUCCAGAUCUCUUCCCAGCAGACUUCAAGUUUGACACCCCAGUAGACAAACUGCCGCAGUUGUGAAAUGGCAGAGGGUUACUUUUCAUUUAAAAAACCCCCAAAACGCCGACAAGAAACUUUUUUGAUUUUUGCCUAUAAUAAAGGAUGUACAAAGUGUUAAUAUUGAGUCUUCAUGUCGUGGAACUGGAGGAUGUGGAGGUGGAGCAUAACUGCUGGAAGGCAGCACACAUUCCAAGGGUAAACAAGCUCGUUGUGUGGUAUUUUGUAUGUAUAUAUUAGUGGAAGUAAAUAUUUAAUGGCUGUUGCAACAAACCGAAUUUCAUAUUGUCGUACUUCUUUAGGUUUCUUUUGUAGGGAUCUAGUAAGAUGUAUUUUGGAAAAUCAAAAAUAUGAUGUAAUUCCCAA